AUCUGACUAGUACCUAAAAUGGCAGAUAUGAAUUUGAAACUGAAAAAAAGAAGGAAACGAAGCGAGCCUAAAAGAAGGAGUAGUUCGCGCGUCCACACUAAAAGCAUGUGUCCCUACAACACCAGAUCCAACCCUACUCAUUUAUGAAAACGUCAUUAUAUGCCCCCCUCAACGGUUAACCAAACCCCACACUUGUUCAUCUUAAUUCUUCCCCCAACCACAAAAAGAUUUUUAUUUGGGAGAAAACAAAAAAAAAAUGGGUCUGCAUCCAAUCUCCGACGCCAACGAACACAAUCCCUUCGGAUCUCUCACCGCCGACGAGUUCUACGCCAAGCAUUCCGUUAGCCACUCCUCCGCAUUCAUCAACAACCCCCGUGGUCUCAAGCUCUUCACUCAAUGGUGGUCUCCACUCCCUCCAACUAAACCAAUCGGUAUCAUCGCCGUCGUUCACGGCUUCACAGGAGAAUCCAGCUGGUUUCUUCAGCUCACAUCAAUCCUUUUCGCUAAAUCCGGUUUUAUCACCUGUGCGAUUGAUCACCAAGGACAUGGAUUCUCGGAUGGACUCAUCGCUCAUAUCCCUGACAUCAAUCCCGUCGUCGAUGACUGUAUCUCCUUCUUUGAUGACUUCCGUAACCGUCAGACUCCGUCAGAUCUGCCGUGUUUUCUCUACUCCGAGUCCUUAGGCGGCGCGAUUGCUCUCUACAUCUCGCUUCGUCAGAGAGGUGUUUGGGAUGGGCUUAUCCUCAACGGAGCUAUGUGUGGAAUCAGCGAUAAGUUCAAACCGCCGUGGCCGUUGGAGCAUUUGCUCUUCGUCGUCGCCAAUCUCAUCCCUACCUGGCGCGUUAUCCCCACACGCGGCUCGAUACCUGAGGUUUCGUUCAAGGAGCCCUGGAAGAGGAAGCUUGCGAUGGCUAGCCCUAGGAGGACGGUGGCGAGACCACGCGCCGCCACGGCUUAUGAGCUCAUCCGUGUCUGUAAGGAUCUGCAGGAGAGGUUCGAGGAGGUGGAGGUCCCGCUUCUGAUCGUGCACGGCGAUGGCGAUGUUAUCUGCGACGUGGCGUGCGUGGAGGAGCUUCAUCGGAGAGCGAUUAGCGAGGAUAAGACGAUCAAGAUCUACCCUGAGUUGUGGCAUCAGAUGAUUGGGGAAUCGGAGGAGAACGUCGAUCUGGUUUACGGUGACAUGCUAAAUUGGCUCAAGACCCGAGCAGAAAGCGCCGCUGAGAGGAAGGCACGCGCCGGCGGAGUUUAGAGUCCUUUUGACUCAUUGGGUGUUGUGUUUGUUGUCGUCCAAUAGGGCAGAGCCAUCUGGCUAGCGAGUAAUUUUAUGGUUCACUGUUUCGUAGCGCAUGGUUUACAGUUAAACCAACCAAUCCCUUUGGCUUUGGCCUUUGGGUAUCAAUAAAUAUGGAAUAUGAAAAUUAUUGACAUAAAAAACAAACCAAAUAUUUGCAAAUAUCAAGUUUCUCA
This is a messenger RNA of Capsella rubella, 1467 nucleotides long. RefSeq names its product caffeoylshikimate esterase. The transcript has a single exon. NCBI's taxonomy places the organism in Eukaryota, Viridiplantae, Streptophyta, Magnoliopsida, Brassicales, Brassicaceae. The record is from RefSeq and is a predicted model, not a curated record. Bases 257 to 1249 code for a protein of 330 amino acids. Gene Ontology annotation, molecular function: lipase activity. Gene Ontology annotation, cellular component: membrane.